AUGCAGAGAAGAAAGCUUCUGCAAAUCUCCUUCUUUGUAAUCAGAAAAUCCCAUUUUUCAUCAUCUUCUAUCAAUUCUCUAACCAACCUCGACUUCCCGUCCUCAACAACCGGUGAAGAUGACGAUCCUCUCUACGCCGACGUACCCAAGCCUCGGAAGGAUAAAUCGGAGAGGAAACCGUAUCCGACCCCGAUGAAGGAGUUGAUUCGCCGCGCCAAGGAGGAGAAACAACUGAGAAAAUCACAGCCCUGCCGAGUCUUAGAAGAUCCGCCGGAUAACGGCUUACUCGUGCCGGAACUCGUACACGUGGCUCACAGAGUUCACCGAUGUCGCGCCUCGUUACUCUCCGGCCUCUCCAAAAUCAUUCAUCACAUUCCUGUUCAUCGCUGCAGAUUCUGCUCAGAGGUUCACAUAGGCAAGGAAGGUCAUGAAAUCAGGACCUGCACAGGCCCAGGGAGCGGAUCAAGAAGCGCGAAUCACGUCUGGAAAAGAGGAAGAGCGAGCGACGUCGUGUUGAUCCCGAAAUGUUAUCACCUCUACGACCGUGCUGUCAAACCGAGAGUUAUACACGACGAGAGAUUCACAGUCCCUAAAAUCUCUGCGGUUCUCGAGCUGUGCAUACAAGCAGGCGUAGACCUCGAAAAAUUCCCAUCGAAGAGAAGAUCGAAACCUGUUUACAGCAUUGAAGGACGGAUUGUAGAUUUCGAGGAAGUCAAUGAUGGGACUUCAGAAACCGCACUUACUACUACUACGAUUACUAAAGUUUUACAAGAUGAUCGUUGUGAUGCAGAGAAGAAAAGCUUGAAGGAAGUAAGCGUCGAGACUAUAGAGUCAUGGUUUGAAAUGGUUUCAGGGGUGAGGAAACUGAUGGAGAGGUACAAAGUGUGGACUUGUGGGUACUGUCCAGAGAUUCAGGUGGGUCCAAAGGGGCACAAAGUGAGGAUGUGUAAAGCCACGAAGCAUCAGAUGAGAGACGGAAUGCAUGCGUGGCAAGAAGCGACUAUCGACGAUGUCGUCGGUCCAAACUACGUGUGGCAUGUUCGUGAUCCUGGUGGCUCGGUUCUUGACAAUAGCUUGCAGAGGUUUUACGGGAAAGCUCCUGCGGUUGUGGAGCUGUGUGUGCAAGGUGGUGCACCUGUGCCUGACCAGUACAUGAGUAUGAUGAGGCUCGAUGUUGUUUACCCGCAACGUGAUGAAGUUGAUCUAGUCGCUUGA
This is a messenger RNA of Microthlaspi erraticum, 1215 nucleotides long. Lineage: Eukaryota; Viridiplantae; Streptophyta; Magnoliopsida; Brassicales; Brassicaceae. The record is from the annotation of a GenBank genome assembly.